AUGAACUCCCUGUUGCGAAUACUGCUCUUAAUUGCUACCUGGACGUUUCAUAUAGCUGUGGCUGUUCCGACGGAAGUUACCGAGCAGCACAACGUGCCAUGUUCGAUUCAGUUUAGUGAACAGGUUACUGCGGAAGGUGUCCACAAUAAAACAUUCAAUGAUGUGUCGUACUGUGCCUUCCUUGGAAUACGCUACGCCAAGCCUCCCGUUGGAGAGUUACGAUUUGCCAACCCAGUGCAAUCAGAUCCCGAAGGGCAUGGAAACUACACGUCGUACGGAAGUGUUUGUCCGCAGUUUAAAAACAUCAACCGGCAAGAUGAAAUAGUGGGAAGUGAAGAUUGUCUUUACUUGAACGUUUUUGUGCCGCAAAGAGAGACGAGAACUAAUGAAGAUCCCAUUAAGUAUCCAGUUUUGGUUUUCAUACAUGGCGGAAGCUUUGUAGCCGGAUCAGGAGAUGUUCAUGGCGUGGACUUACUUAUGGAAAAUGAGCUGAUCGUGGUCACACUUAAUUAUCGCUUAGGAGUUUUUGGAUUCUUAAAAUACGAACGCCAAAACAUAUCUGGUAACUAUGGGUUGAACGAUCAGCUUGCCGCUCUGCAGUGGAUACAACGCAAUGUGCAUCAUUUCGGUGGUGAUCCUCAGCGUAUUACUCUUAUGGGGCACAGUGCCGGUGGUGCCUCGGUAACCCAUCAUCUGUACCAUGAGCAGGCCCGUGGCCUUUUCCACAACCUGAUCGUACUGAGCGGAUCAAUGCUUGCACCGUGGGCCAUUCUCUACGACUACUCUCGCUGUCUGGAUAAUUUUGUGCACGACGUUGAUGCGACUACACUGGCCGAAUUUCGUUCAUUAGACUUCCAGAAGUUCUUCAUUCCGGAUCGCAAGCUACGUUACACCUUUGCAUUCUCCAGCAUGUUCUACGGUUGUUUUAUUCCCACAUUUGACAAUCGUACCGAAGGUGAUGGUGCCUACUUUUCCCGGGCCCCGCACGAGAUGGUACGUGAACAAACACCACCUCAAAUGCCGAUACUUAUUAGCGAAACUGCUACCGAGUUUGAGUUGCUACUACCACAUGUAUUUGACUUUUGGAUGAGUACUAACUAUCUGAACCAGCGUCAUGUAACGAUACGGCGGCAGGUCGGUGACAUUCUGGAUAAUGUUGGCAAAUGGGUAGUGGCCCAAGGGCUUGAGCCGACGAAGCAACAGUUCUAUCAGAAGAUGGCAAAUAUGGCUAACAUUUUCUAUCCAAUUAGACGAUUACUGCACGAGCUUGAGAAACACUUGGACAGCAAUCAGUUGUACUAUCUGCGUUUUGAGUUUGAUGGAAAGUUCGGUGAGUAUAAGAAAAAGAUAUACGCAUCCCUGCUGGAGACGGAUAGGUACGGUGCUCUACAUGGUGAUGAGUUGGGAUACAUCUUCAACCCAUAUAAUCUGCGGGAAGCACUGGCAAAUCGAGCAGAGUACCGUCACGAGUUAUCAGUACACAUCAAGUCCGUUGAAUUGAUUGCAAACUUUGUGAAAUAUGGCAAUCCAACUCCAAAACGGAGCAAACUUUCGGAUAUUGUGUGGCCAUCGUACAGGGAAGCGAGCAACCGCACCGAAUACCUAAACAUAGACAAAGAGUUUACGCUGCGUCAAGCCGAUGACAGGCGCAAUAUUUACUCCAUGAUUUGGAAAAUUGUGUACGAAUGUUUGUACCACUCACAAUGUGAGAUCAUCACGAGGCUGGAACUGCUGGCGGAGCAGUACGGUGGGAUGAUAGUCACGCAAACUAAUGAUGAGUACUUCGAACUGCUGGAUGAAGACAUGAAAAAUAAUGUAACUUAG
Messenger RNA from Anopheles marshallii, 1824 nucleotides. Its product is annotated as juvenile hormone esterase-like. NCBI's taxonomy places the organism in Eukaryota, Metazoa, Arthropoda, Insecta, Diptera, Culicidae. The record is from RefSeq and is a predicted model, not a curated record. The transcript has 4 exons. Bases 1 to 1824 code for a protein of 607 amino acids.